AUGAAUACAUCUGGAAGUCUUACAACGUCUCCGACAUCGCCGUCAGCAUCAAUGUCGAUAGGCACUCUCGAUAAUAAAAACGAACCUGAUGUGGAUGCGAUCAAAAUGUUUUGUGGACAAAUUCCACGAAAUAUGAAUGAAUCUGAAUUACGUGAAAUCUUUGAACAGUUUGGUCCCGUCUGUCAACUGAAUGUUCUACGUGACAAACAAACUGGUGAAUCGAAAGGUUGCUGCUUCGUGACGUAUUACACGAGAAAAGCAGCACUGGACGCUCAAAAUGCUCUACAUAAUUUGCGGACACUAACUGGCAGCCAUCAUCCUAUACAAAUGAAACCAGCAGAUACAGAAAAUCGAAAUGAACGAAAACUCUUUGUUGGAAUGAUUUCCAAGAACUUUGAUGAACAAAGCAUUCGGACGCUUUUCCAAUCCUACGGAUCCAUUGAAGAUUGUACCGUUCUUCGCGAUGCCAAUGGAAAGAGUCGAGGGUGUGCUUUUAUAACCUUUCAAAAACGCCAAUGUGCUAUUAAUGCAAUAAAAUCAAUGCAUCAAUCACAAACCAUGGAUGGCUGCUCAUCUCCACUUGUUGUCAAGUUUGCUGAUACACCAAAAGAUAAGGAAACUAAGAAAGUCCAACAUCAAUAUCCGAAUUAUAAUAAUGUGCUUAUGCCACAGAUAAAUCCCGGAAAUUCAAUGUCGAAUCCUCAGGCCAUGAAUGCGUAUAACUUCAUGCCAGAACUGAAUAAUUUAGUAUUUCUUCAACAACUAUUGAAGAAUUAUGGCUUAAUUGGUAACAAUACCAAUGCAAUUAAUUAUCCUGCAUUGAAUAAUCUUCUACAAAUGUUCACCAGUAGUAUGAAUCUUAACGGAAAUAAAUUACCUAUUCUCGUACCAUCGAACUCUUCUACUUCUCAACACGGGAAUAAUCAAUCAGUAGAUAUCCAAGAACAACAACAACAUACCGGCAGUUCACCGCGGUCAGCUCUAUCAUCCAAUUCAAACAAUACGUCUUACAAUACUGAUUCUUCUCUACUCAUGUGUGGACCUAAUAGUAAUACUCCACAAAAUACUCAUCUGAAUCCAAAUAGUAGUUUACCGACGACGAACACUGCUCCUUAUCUCCCUGCGAUGUCUCCACUCUAUCCGAACAACGCGAACGCGUUAUCAAACGCCAGUACUGACGCUCACCAUAAUCUACAAAAUCUCGUUGCAAUGUCUCAAGUAAAUAACGGAGGUUUGCUACCAACAACAAACUCACCAGGAGCCGCUUCCGCAUCAUUUCCUGUUUUCCCAUCAUCGUAUUUUUCUGCUCAAGUCGCGGGUAAACAUACGGAAGGGCCUGAUGGUGCUAAUCUUUUUAUAUAUCAUCUUCCACAAGAAUGCAAUGACAAUGAUUUAGCUCAAGCUUUCUCGCCAUUCGGACUCAUCAUUUCCGCGAAAGUAUUUGUCGACAAAAUAACUAAUCGAAGUAAAUGUUUCGGUUUUGUUAGUUAUGAUAAUCCAGCAUCAGCUCAGGCAGCGAUCAAUCACAUGAAUGGUUUUCAAAUCGGAACAAAACGACUGAAAGUUCAACUGAAAAAACAUCGAAAUGAAUCCAAUCCGCCAUCAGCCACUUCAAACAAUCAUCCAGGAAAUUCUCCUACCACUCUGAAAAAAUCGCCCUACUGA
Molecule: messenger RNA, 1665 nt
Organism: Adineta ricciae
Lineage: Eukaryota; Metazoa; Rotifera; Eurotatoria; Adinetida; Adinetidae
Source: the annotation of a GenBank genome assembly